GCUGUAGCUUCAGUGCCACCAGCGGUUUUCGUUCUGGGCAGCACUCACCAGAUUUCUGCAGACAUGGCCGCGGUGCUUAGCGCUCAUCCGCAAGUCACGGCGACGCUGGUUCUGCUCCUGUCCGUGCUCGGUUUGGCUGCUGGUGGGAAGCUGCUGGUGGUGCCGGUGGACGGGAGUCAUUGGCUCAGCAUGCGGGAAGUGUUGGACGGUCUCAAGCAGAAGGGGCAUGAAGUAGUCGUCGUUGCACCUGAAAUCAGUUUGUACAUAAAGCCAACAAAGAAUUUUGUUAUGAAAAUGUACCCGGUCCCUUUCACACAGGAAGAGAUGGAUGGAAAUUUCCAGGCAUUUUUACGAGAUGUACUUGAAGAAGGAUCUUUUCUGGAAAGAUUUCUUAAAGUAUACAAGGGUAUGAAAACUCUCUCUGAUUUGGCAAUCCUCAGCUGUACACAAUUGCUGUACAACAAAGAGCUUGUCAGAUAUCUUGAGGAGAGCAAGUUUGAUGCUGUCUUUACAGACCCUGUACUACCCUGUGGACAGAUACUGGCUGAGCAUCUUUCACUCCCUUCCGUGUUUUUUUUACGAGGAAUACCAUGUGGUUUAGAAUUUGAAGCCACCCAGUGUCCCAAUCCCCCUUCUUAUGUCCCCAGGGUAUUCACAGAGCAUACAGACCGCAUGAACUUUUUCCAGCGGGCAAAGAACCUGAUCUUUGAUGUCCAAAAUUAUUUUCUCUGUGAUUUUUUCUUUCAACCAUAUGCAAAACUGGCUUCUGAGUUCCUCCAGCGGGACGUGACUGUGCUGGAUCUCUUACGCCAGGGUUCCGUUUGGCUCGUGAGGUUAGAUUUUGUGUUAGAUUAUCCAAGACCUUUGAUGCCCAACAUCAUUGCAAUUGGAGGAGUAAACUGUGCUCACAAGAAGCUACCUCAGGUAGGUCAUGCUCUGUUUUUAAUUCUUGCUCUGAUAAAAUUCUGUGUUAACAAGGGUGGAAUUUUGUGUUGCAGAUAGGAAUCAAGUUCCCAUUUAGGGUGAGUUAGGCAAAUACUUGUGAAAGAAAUAAUUUUUCUCCCACUUUCUUCAUCACUUUCCAUUUUCUGUGUAGGCAGCUAUACAUUCUCACUGGUGAAGUAUGCUCAGUUGAUGCCUUUUUCAUUGCACAGAUUCAAAGCCAUUUUGUGUAAAGUUGAGUAACUUGGUGCUCUCUUUCUCCCUUAGUGAGCGAUGGAAGAGCAGCAGACAAGUCUGAGGGGUUGUCAAAGCCUUGCAGUUAGGUAUAAUCCAUACAGCUUUGCAAACUGUUGUAGUAGGGUCUGGUAUUUACAGAGAAACACGUGUCAGGCUUCUGUCCUGGGACACCCUUGCUGCUUUACCACUUCUUUCUUUGUCAAUUAAUUUGUCUGCUCCAUCACACGGGUAUUUCCAAAGCUGGAAUCAGCGGGAAUGUCUCAGGUUGUAGACUCUCAGGCUAAGAAGCACUAUCUCUGUUUACAGGCAGGCCUCAGAGAAUUUUUGCCUUGGUGAUGGCCAUGUGAGAUCUGAGAACAAAAUCAAUCUCGAUGAGCCUGAAGGAGGUGUGGUGGCCUGGCAGAUCCUGCUCAAAGUCA
Grus americana (Whooping crane) is the source of this 1598-nucleotide messenger RNA. Its product is annotated as UDP-glucuronosyltransferase 1A1-like. Gene Ontology annotation, molecular function: UDP-glycosyltransferase activity. NCBI's taxonomy places the organism in Eukaryota, Metazoa, Chordata, Aves, Gruiformes, Gruidae. The coding region runs from base 64 to 1002 and encodes 312 amino acids. The record is from RefSeq and is a predicted model, not a curated record. The transcript has a single exon.